This is a messenger RNA of Toxoplasma gondii ME49, 1291 nucleotides long. RefSeq names its product type iib dna topoisomerase. Gene Ontology annotation, molecular function: DNA topoisomerase type II (double strand cut, ATP-hydrolyzing) activity; DNA binding; ATP binding. Gene Ontology annotation, cellular component: nuclear chromosome. The transcript has 11 exons. The record is from RefSeq and is a predicted model, not a curated record. The coding region runs from base 102 to 1145 and encodes 347 amino acids. Gene Ontology annotation, biological process: reciprocal meiotic recombination; meiotic DNA double-strand break processing; meiotic DNA double-strand break formation. Lineage: Eukaryota; Apicomplexa; Conoidasida; Eucoccidiorida; Sarcocystidae.
AAGAAUAAUUUCCCGGGCUGCCGUUGCGUGCGAUUGUUCUUGAGUAUUGCGACUGCUUGUUCAUAUCGAAUACAAAGUGACCACAUCGCUGCCCAUCCAGCAUGGCAGGGAGCGAGAGUGAUGUAGUCACGCGCUUGGAGGAAGCCAUUCUUUCACUAAUACGAUGGGUGGCUGUGUCGGAUGUUUUCGGGCCAGACAGUUGCCAAUGGAUCUCGGGCCAAUUCAGUUUCCGCAAAGCUAGGACUGUGGCGCGUUGGGUCGUGAUGAUGAAGCAAAUCAUCAUGCUUAUCCAGAUGAAGACGCACGCGACCAUAAGAGAACUUUUCUAUUCCAGCAUCAGAACAUAUUCUACGCAGGUCGUGACGAAUAGAAUUUUGGCAAAAGUGACACAGUUUCUUGGCGUGCCACGUGAAACACUGCACGUAUUCUCACCUUCCAAGACACUUGUCAGAGGACCUUUUCUCUUGACUGAAAUUUCAUAUUCCGCCGACGUCGAAGUUGACUGCAAUAACGUAUUUGAGACCCGCGGUCAUCAGCUUUCUUCUUUCGGAGUCAGCCGCAUCACCUGCUACGCAAAACCAAAUUUUAUCUUGGUUGUGGAAAAGGAGACGGCAUUUCAGCAUCUCCUUGCAGCUAACUUCAUACAUUGUCUGUACCCUUGUGUUAUUAUGACUGCUCGGGGAUUCCCUGAUCUUGCUAGCCGGAAGCUGAUACACCUGAUGAAUUGUCAUCUCAAUGGCCGGACAAGGUUGUUUUGUUUGUGUGACUAUGAUCCUCACGGCUUGGCUAUAGCGAUGACGUUCGCUUUUGGCGGUGAACAAAACAAGCAGAAAUAUUAUACGGAAGAGUGCGCAAUACCACAGAUGGAGCCGCUCCUACUGCCUGAACCCAAGGAGGCCGUCUCAAAAGGAAUCAUCCGAGAGGAAGACACCAAAUCGAUGACGCCUUUAGACCUGCAUCUGCUUCAGACGUUGCACAGUCGGCUCAAACACCUGGAGCAGCAGUUUCCCAGUCAGCUGCACGCGAGCUGGAGAAAGAGUCUGGAAUCUAUGCUCCAUAACAGGGUUAAAUAUGAACUUGAUGCUUUCAGCGAUCUGCCCGAAGUGGUCGGCUCAAUAAUUUCGGUUACUGUCUCAUUACCAUAGGCCAUUUUCAGUUGCUGUCAACACUAUAAAAAGGCAGUUUGCCUUAGCUUUAACGUCUUCUUCACGAAAAUUCGAAUGCACCACGUGGCAUGCAAGUUAACAAAAACUCAAGCCACAUGGAAGUUUAAAACUUUUCGCAUUGGUAU